UCCUCGACCAAAUCGCUUUGAUAAAAUUGAGAGAAACCAGGCGUGAUCAUAUGCUUGGGCUAGAAAUUGAAUUGGAGAUGGGUAUCAGCUACUUUAAUCCGACCAGGAGAAGGAGUCUUAAUGUCCGGCUUCAUACAAAUAGGGAACUGAUCAUCUUGAUUAUACAGAGACUCGAACUGGGUUCAAAAGCAAAUAGCCGGCGGUUGAUCGAAUUUAAUUCGCAUGCGAGAGCAAAAGUUGGGGUGACUCUUCAAUCUGCAGGUUUUGGACGUUCCUCCUUGAUUAAAAUUCUUGAAAGGCGUCGUUGUGUCUCCACCGCCAAGCUCCAGAGAUCAAUUUCAGAGUGGUUACAGAGGUGAAACACCAAGGGUGAGGCUUUGUAUUUCUUUGCUUGGCAUUGUGAACUGGUAGUUUAGGAUUUAUAUUUCUCUUUGGAAGUGGUGGUGGAAAAGUUUUGAUACGGUGGAAGGAUAAAAGAAAGGCAGCAAGGGAGGCAUUUUAUGUGAUGGGUUUUGCUGCGUUUGGAGGAAGAGCAUGUACUGCAUAGAUUGUGAUAUCGGAACUCGGCCGUUCAUGAACGACCCUAUGUUCCAAUAUUUAAAACCCCAGCAGCCGUGUUGCAUUAAGACGUCGGCCGUUCAUGAACGACCAUGUUAGUCUUAAUUCAAGAGAAGAUUGACCAUGGUUGUCUCAAAAGGGUGUUGGUUGUUCAUGAACAGCCCCCAUUUGCCUUGAAGAAAACCUGUUAAUUCCCUGCCGAAGCAAGCAAGAGCAGCAAGCUGCUUUGAUUUCGCUCUCUGUUUUGGCAGAGUCUUGGCCUCUUGUUUUCUGAAUAUUUUUCUCCUCUCUCCCUCCGUGUCUCCCUGUGUAUUUCUCUUCAUGUUAUUGUCCUUUUAUAAUAGUAUAGCUGCUCCUCUGAUAACUUUGCCUUCCGCAGGACUUGUAACUUUGAAAUUUGAAUGACAAACUUUGAAUUUUGGAUAACAAGCUUAUCUUGUAUUUUGACCAGCAA
Molecule: messenger RNA, 1012 nt
Organism: Rosa chinensis
Lineage: Eukaryota; Viridiplantae; Streptophyta; Magnoliopsida; Rosales; Rosaceae
Exons: 5
Coding region: 51-359 (102 amino acids)
Source: RefSeq, a predicted model, not a curated record